AUGACGCCACAACCGUCAACGACAUUACUUGCUUCUCCACUUCAACAGACCUCAUCAGUUUACCCACUAGGUAACUCGCAGUCAAAAGGAUUAUUCUUUUUUACCUUACCGAUUCGUCUCUUCUUUUACCCAUCUACCCAUCCACAUACCCACCCACACGCCCAUUUAUCCAUCUAUCCACCCAUCUAUCCGUCUAUCCAUCCAUCCAUCGUCCACCCAUCCACCCAUCUAUCCAUCCAUCCACCUACGCAUGCAUGCAUGCAUGCAUCCAUCCAUUCAGCCAUCCAUCCAUCUAUCCGUGCAUUCAUCUACCCAUCCAUGCAUCCACCCAACCAUGCAUCCAUCCAAAAAAUCCAUUCAUUUAUCCACCCAUCCGUCCAUGUAUCCACUCAUCUAUCCAUCAAUUGCAACUCAUCUACCAAUCCACCCAUCCAAACAUCCAUCCGUCCAUCUAUCCAUGCAUGUAUGCAUGCAUACAUGCAUCCAUCCAUCCAUCCAUCCAUCCAUACAUCCACCCGUCCAUCCACCGCUCCAUGCAUCUAUCCAUGCAUCCAUGCACCCAUCCAUGCAUUCAUCCAUGCAUACAUCAAUGAAUACAUCCUCAUCCCUCCAACCACUCCCCCCCCCUGCCCUCCACCUCGCCCUGCAAUCUUCCAUCCAUCCCUGCACCCCUUCCUGCAUUCAUCCAUGCAUACAUCAAUUAAAACAUCCAUGUAUCCCUCUAUACAUCCCUCCCUGCAUUCUUCCCCCCCUCCCCCCCCCCCCCGCCGAACAAAAUAGCUGAGUUCUUCUGUUCUUAAAACAAGAUAGCCAUUAAUCCGUUUAGUAAAUGAAUAUUUUCGCUUGUUCCCCCGAAAGCCCUUUGGAAGGCCCAGUUUAGUCAUAGGAUAUCUGUUAUUUACUAACCUCCUGGCAUGAAAUAUUCUUGAAGUGUUCUGACUAUCGUUAUAGUUCACGGUAACUGGAACAGUUGGUCUUCAUGGCCAAACUGUAACAAGCCAUGCAAUGGGGGAUCCAAGACAAGAAAACGACUGUGUAACAAUCCUGAGCCAGCUAAUGGUGGAAGAGACUGUGAGGGUUCAGCAACAGAGAGCCAAUCUUGCAACCCUAAUCCUUGUCAAGGUCUGUUAAGUUCAAUGCUAUAUUGUUGUCGAAUUAGGAAAAGUAAAUCGCUUAUUAAUUGGACACCCACUUUCCUUUUUAACUGGGUUUUGGAAUCCCUCGAAGAGGACUGGCGGGGGUGGAAUACUUAUAUGGCCAGUUUAAACAUAAAGAUUUGAUUUUAUAAACUGAAUUGGCAAGGAAGAUUUUCUUCCGUAGAGACAUUGAAAAGCUCAAAUUUAAAGCGUUAACCCAACUGCUUCGUCAGAGCUAAUCAGAGUAUAGUUCCUUGUGUUUGAUUUAUAUGCCGGAUGCUGGAGUUAUGUUAUUGGUAGAAACGUAUUAAGGUAAAUAAUAAUGCUGUUUUGAUCAGUUAACCGACAAUGGUUCAAGUUUUGUUCUACAAUUAAGAUUUUUAAAGUGGCUUUCUAUUUUACCUUUGUGACGAGGAAAAGAAAGAUCGCAGAUUCCUAGUCAUUUUGGCUGGAAAGCUGGAAUGUUUUGCGAGAUUGAAGUGUCGAGCUGGUGUGAUUCUAUUUGUUGAUCUAUUUGUAUAGCGCGACGUGUGGUGACAGAGUCGAAAUAGCCAAGUUAAAACACCAUUCGUCUGAAUUCUUGGGAAUGUUUUGGUCAUCUCUACAGAGUCGUCCAAGUCUAAGAAAUUAAAUUCAUGGGAAAUCGAGAUUUUAAGAUCGAGACUUUCAGAUCGUUGAGACUGUCGUGCGAAAUGGAAGGCCAAGAAUUCAGGUAUUUAGAGGGCGAAAUACAGUCAACUCUCGCCUUGCGGACACCCCGCUAUAACUGAAACCCUGACAACAGUUAGCAGAUAAAUCCCCGGCAGAAACAAAUUACAGAUGUUUGACUGAAAUAAACUCUCGCUAUUAUAGACUCUCGCUAAUGGGGACACUAACUCUAGUUCCCUACAGUGUCCGCAAUAAAUGGAGUUGACGGCACCAGGGGAAAGAGUCCUAUGCUAGUGGGAAAGUCUCCUGAAAUUACGUUCAAGCUGGGUCCUUAAGCCUUUGUGUCCAAUGUCUCCUUUAUACUCGGUGGAAUUAAACAAUUACCUUUUUACACUAACAACGAGGUGUUUUAUUUUCAGCUGAUAAUAUAAACUGCAAGAUAAGGUUUCCAACGAAAGCAUGGAAAGAAACAAUGGCCAAUCACAGCAGCAAAAGCUACGUAGAAUGUGCUAAUGAGACUGAAGGAAUGGUAAAUGUUGUAAUCAUAAAAUUGUUUGUUACAGAAGAU
Molecule: messenger RNA, 2352 nt
Organism: Porites evermanni
Lineage: Eukaryota; Metazoa; Cnidaria; Anthozoa; Scleractinia; Poritidae
Source: the annotation of a GenBank genome assembly